Messenger RNA from Phytophthora megakarya, 372 nucleotides. NCBI's taxonomy places the organism in Eukaryota, Oomycota, Peronosporomycetes, Peronosporales, Peronosporaceae. The record is from the annotation of a GenBank genome assembly.
ACGGUGAAUGAGGCAGAGUACCAUGGUUUGUUACUAUGUCUAGAUCGGUUGGAAGGUCUGGAUCCACAGCGUCUGGUAAUCUGCGGAGACUCAAACCUGGUGAUCCGACAAGUACGAGGAGAGAUCGAUUGUAAAGCGCCAGGUCUGACACUGUUACGUCAGCGAGCCUUGGAUCGACUACGUACAUGGCCAGAUCAUGAACUGUUGCACGUUAAACGGGACUGGAAUGGGAGUGCUGACAGCCUAGCAAGUGCUGCUCUACAGCGGCAAUGCGGGAUCGAGAUAGAGUCUGAGGUGGUGAUCCAGAAUCUCCUAACUUUAAAUAGGUUGCAUGAGAUGUUGAAGAAGAGGUCGUACGGGUAUCAGCGGUGA